CCAUCGAGCCGAGCAAAAGCCCUAGCUUUCUUAUCCGGGGAAAGAAAAAGAAAAAAGAAAAAACCCUAGCGAUCGAUCUUGGCGGCGAGGCGAGCGACAGGGGAUGGAGGUGGAUUCGGGUCGGAACGGGACCGGCCACGGCCAGAUCGCUGGCCCCGACGAGGAGAUCCCCGCCGGCGGAGACGCGAAGAGGUCGCGCGAGGAGGGCGGCCGCAACACCACCACCACCUGCCAAGAAGACGAGGACGAGGACAACGACUACUACAACGACGACUCCAAUUUCCUCGACUCCUACCGUACCACCUGGGCCACCAACUACGGCAAAAACGACGGAUCCUCCUUUGAGGACGAGACUGCAAUCCGGCCCAUGCAGCACACUGAUGGACCUGUGCUGCCGAUAUCCUCGUGGCCAAUGGACGUGCUACAAAUAUUUUCAGUCAAGGUGACAGAGGUCAUGGGGAACCUUGAGUGGCCACUGCGUGUCUACGGCAUCGUUGCUGUCCGUGACUCGCUGGAUCACAAGAGGAACGUCCUCUUCCGCCGCGACAGGGACGACUGCCAGACCCUCACCUCGCCACAGGCAAGCAUCACAUUCAACGAUUCAUCUCUGACGCUCACUGGCCCUAGCCGUGCCGUCGUGCUGAUCAACCCUGUCAUGUUCGAGGUUGACCUCAAGGUGAUCACCCACAACAAUAGUGGCUUGCCGUUGUCUGAAUCUGAAGAGGACGAUAAGGUGCUAAGCUACAACGCCUUCUUCUACGACGGCGUAGCUCACAUGAACAACACUGGCUUCGCCCGGAGAUCCGUCGAGUCGACGGAGCACUCCACAAUGGAGUUCGUCUUCGCACACCUGAUAUUCGCCGUGGAGGCCACCAUCGCAGUUCGUGUCAUCGAAGGCUCAACCGAUUUCAGGGCCCGUCUCACCGCUCGCACCGCUGGCAUCGAUGAAGACGUGGUGCUGCUCGACUCCGGUGACGGCAAGGUGGCGGUGGUCAAUGACGAUGACGACAGUGGCCCACUCGUCGUGCUGCAGCGGCGCGUCGUGGUGGUGGAGGAGAAGGGAAGCCUGAUCCUUGGUGUGGAGGCUGCAGAGAUUGGCAGCGAAGAGAUUGUGACGAGACAGGUGGACAUCAGGCCUAGGCAUGCGUUGAGAAGCAGGUGUGGAUUCAAUCUUGGGUUCUGCAGGAUGUCGGUCAUGAUCGCCUGGUCAGUGCUACCUUAAUUCAUGUCUCAUGUGCAUUCAAUGCUUGACUAAUCCAUGGCUAACUACUACCUUUAUGAGGAUGACACUUAGUACUAAUUUUAAGCCUCUGUCAAAUUGCAAGUACUGCUUUGAACUAAUUAAGCUAGAUGUGAUGUGAUGUGAUGGUGCCGAUGGUUUCUUUUGUACUUGUGAAGUUGUGACCAGCCGGUUGAUAUACCUUUGUUGGCAUUUGUGUGGCAAUUUCAGUUAAUCCAUUUGUUGUUUGCAGUGC
Oryza sativa Japonica Group (Japanese rice) is the source of this 1475-nucleotide messenger RNA. RefSeq lists its product as uncharacterized. The record is from RefSeq and is a predicted model, not a curated record. Lineage: Eukaryota; Viridiplantae; Streptophyta; Magnoliopsida; Poales; Poaceae.